This is a messenger RNA of Letharia lupina, 1389 nucleotides long. RefSeq lists its product as uncharacterized. Lineage: Eukaryota; Fungi; Ascomycota; Lecanoromycetes; Lecanorales; Parmeliaceae. Bases 1 to 1389 code for a protein of 462 amino acids. The record is from RefSeq and is a predicted model, not a curated record. The transcript has a single exon.
AUGCGCAAGAAGGUGCUUGAGCCGGCGAUCUCUAAAACCUUCAAAGAAGCCAUGCUUGUCGUCAAGGCAUUAGGCGAAAGAUACAUCUGGAUUGACUCUCUCUGUAUCAUACAGGACUCGCCUAAUCGAUCUGAUUGGUUCGAAGAAUCUACGAAGAUGCACGCCAUAUACGCUAAUGCGUUCUGCAAUAUCUCAGCUACUGGCGCCGUCGAUGGUAGAGAUGGAUGCUUCUUCGACCGUUCCCCGCUCCUUGUUCGACCAUUGCGAAUUAAGAUUGCUGGGGGUGAAGACUUACCUCCUGGUACUUAUCUAUGUGUAGACUGUGAUAUCUGGUCUGGCAAUAUUGAUAACGCACCGUUGACUCGUAGGGCUUGGGUUGUGCAAGAGCGGCUCCUAUCAAGAAGAGUAAUUCACUUCAGUCAACGGCAAAUCUUCUGGGAAUGUCGAGAGAGACAGACCUGCGAGAUCUUUCCUCAUGGCGUGCCACCUCAACUUCAACAGUCGCACGAGGCCAUGUUUAAAGGAAUUGACCCCGACAUUGAAGGAGCCCGGGCUAGGGAGCGCCGUGGACGAGUAUCCCAUCCCGAGCUGAACGUCUAUGAGCUAUGGAAUUCGAUAGUCGAGGCCUAUACCCAGGCAAGCCUUACGAUGGAAGACGAUAAGUUCGUUGCGAUCAUGGGUCUGGCGCAGCGUAUUCAGGAACUCUUGGAACGGAGAUACUUCGCUGGUCUCUGGGAGAAAUAUCUUGCAGACCAGCUUCUUUGGUCCCCAGCUCGUAGCCGGGGGAUGGUCAAACCACAAAAGUACAUCGCUCCAAGCUGGUCGUGGGCGUCCUUUGUCGUCCCUAUCACGAGCCCCUGUCUUAUCAGGGAUACAACGGACGACAAUACGCUGAUCCAGAUAGUUGAUCUGGAUGUCCAAACGAUCAACGAUCAUCCUCUAAGCCAGGUCACUAGCGGCUCGCUUCGUCUUCGAGGAUCAUUGGUAAGGGGUAGGAUAUGGAAAGAGAUCUCCGAUGGGGGGAGGUUGGGCGAACUGACAACUGUCAAAUAUGACAUCUACGACAACGGAAAACUCGAGCAGGUAGAUUAUAUUCCGAACCUUGAUGUAUCAGAUCCUCCCGGUAGCGUAUACGUUCUGCCCGUGAAGAGCAUCACGUAUGAGACCAACGGAGGUCUACGAGCGAGGGGACUGCUCCUGCAACUCACUGGGCAGUGUAUUCGAGAGUUUCGGCGCGUAGGAACAUUCCAGGUCAGGGAUCUGAGAGUGCAGAACGCACACACACAGUACGUUCCACUAGUGGAUGGUGAUCCGUUGAGUGCAGACGAUAUCUGGUUGGACGGAUUCAAAUUAGACGGCAAGACAUUAGAUACCUUGACAAUCGUAUAG